AUGCGUUUCUCGACCAGUGCAACUCUCUCAGCGGCUCUGCUUGCUACCAGCGUCACGGCGCAAGCCCCUGUUCUUGUUGAUGUCCAGAGUCUGCUCCCGGCAGCCGGCACUCCCGCCAUCUUUGACAAGACCACGAUCAUCCGGUCAACUUCCAUCCUCACAACCACGGUCAAAUUGACCAGCUCAACGGGAUUGGCCAACUCGACCAUCAGCAGAACAUCCAGCACUAGAUCGUCCAGCAGCAGAACUGCUUCCGCUACCUCUAUAACCUCGCCUACAUCGAUUCCGGGCAUUACCACCGACCAGCAGAAUGCCGUAAACCUUCACAAUGAGGCGCGAAAGCUUGUUGGAUGUUCACCUUUGACCUGGGACGCCGGUCUUGCCAACGACGCUCAAGUAUACGCUAAGACCCUCGCGAGCAUCGACAAGCUACAGCACGACGCGAACAGAGGAAAUGAAGGCGAGAACCUCUACUACCAGUAUGGCAGCGGCAGCCUCCCGUAUGCUGCUGCUACCACCUGGUGGCUCAACGAGAAGCAAUACUACACCGGGCAGGCUAUCCCUCUGGCUAGCUCGAACGGAAAGCAGUUCUCAGACUAUGGUCACUACACUCAAUGUGUCUGGAAGACUACCACCAAGGUUGGAAUGGCUACUGCGCAGUCUGCCUCGGGUAAGACCUAUGUGGUCGCUCGCUACUCACCAGCUGGCAACAUGUAA
This is a messenger RNA of Colletotrichum chrysophilum, 717 nucleotides long. RefSeq lists its product as uncharacterized. NCBI's taxonomy places the organism in Eukaryota, Fungi, Ascomycota, Sordariomycetes, Glomerellales, Glomerellaceae. The transcript has 2 exons. The record is from RefSeq and is a predicted model, not a curated record. Bases 1 to 717 code for a protein of 238 amino acids.